GGGUCACUGAGCCCGCGGGGUCAGGAUGGGGGCUGCAGCCGUUUGAUGUGCCUGGGCGGGGUGUGGGGACUCUGGCCUGCAUAAAGAGGCCAUAGAAUUGCUGCCUGACGCUGGCCUGCGGCAGGCUGCCCCCAACCCGGCUCCCCCAGCCUCUGUCUGUCAGCAGAGGCAAUCUGCUCUCCCCCCCAGCCCCCCACCCGCUCCACCUCAGCUGUGCAGGGUGGCAGGAGCCCCUUUGAAAGCCCUCAAAGGCCUCUUUCUAUGUCCCUCUGACCCUCCCUUCCCAUCCGGAGCUCCCAGGAGUGGGCUUGAUCGCCUUGCCUCCCACCUCCUCGACUCUUGUCUUCUGAGUCUUGGAGAAAGUUCAGGCCAAGUUUGUUCCUGUUGCUCAGUUUCAUUUCCCUGUACUCUGCCCAGAGCCUAACCUGAAGUGGGUCAAGGGGAACAGUCCUUGGGCAUUCUGGCCACGGUGUGGUGGGGUCUGUCCCAUCCACACACCACCUGUGAACCCUUAGGAGCUGCCCCUCCAGGGUCAGGCUGGAAUUUACGUGGUGUGUGUGGGUUUAGGUCUUACCUGUUGCUCACAUCGCCUACCUCCCUUUGCUCUCAGCCCUUUAUGCAUUAGCUAAACAUUUCCCAGUCUCCUCCUCCUGCUCGGGUGGGUACUAGAGGGUUGGGGUGGAGCCCGCAGCCUGCUCUGGGAGUGCCAUGUGCUCAAGUGUUGGAGCGUAGAGGGCGUAGCUCUCCUGGGACCUGGAGCUGCCCAUUGAAUGCAGGUCCACUGACCGGCCGGCCUCCGGGAGGACAGAUGGCCCGGGACAGAGCCCCAGGAAGGUUCCCAGAGGUCUUAGGUUUUCUCCAGCUUUCUUGCUGCCCUGUCAUCAGGGGGCCCUGAGAGGAGGGGAGAUAUUUGGAACUUAAGAGAACUUAAGAAAACUCCUAGAAGGCUCUGUUCCUUUCUGCAAGGUGGGCCAGACACCCCCUUUCUGUACCUCCUCUUCCUUCCUCCUCCCCACCAGGAUCUGAGUGAUGAGAUGUUUCCACCCCGGCACCCCACGCCAGCAGGAGUCUAGCAUGGGCUGAGAAGCUGCACCUGCACAGAGGGCUGGCAGACAUGGCUUCUCGGCUGAGUCCUAGGCAGUCGGCGGCAGCGAAGAGGAGAGGCCUGGGCAUCUGGGGCAGGGCUGAGAUGAAGCAGUUCUGGAGCGUGUGACCCGGCCAGAGCCCUACCUGCCUGGCCCACCAUGGUCCAGAGGCUGUGGGUGGGCCGCCUGCUGCGGCAUCGAAAAGCCCAGCUCCUGCUGGUCAACUUGCUGACCUUUGGCCUGGAGGUGUGUCUGGCCGCAGGCAUCACCUACGUGCCACCCCUGCUGCUGGAAGUGGGCGUAGAGGAGAAGUUCAUGACCAUGGUGCUGGGCAUUGGUCCAGUGCUGGGCUUGGUCUCGGUCCCGCUUCUGGGCUCAGCCAGUGACCACUGGCGCGGGCGCUGUGGCCGCCGGAGACCCUUCAUCUGGGCCCUGUCCCUGGGCGUUCUCCUGGGCCUCUUCCUCAUCCCGAGGGCCAGCUGGCUGGCAGGACUGCUGUGCCCGGACACCAGGCCCUUGGAGUUGGCCCUGCUGAUCCUGGGUGUGGGGCUGCUGGACUUCUGUGGCCAGGUGUGCUUCACUCCGCUGGAGGCCCUGCUCUCUGACCUCUUCCGGGACCCGGACCACUGUCGCCAGGCUUUCUCCGUCUACGCUUUCAUGAUCAGCCUCGGGGGAUGCCUGGGCUACCUCCUGCCCGCCAUUGACUGGGACACCAGCACCCUGGCCCCCUACCUGGGCACCCAGGAGGAGUGCCUCUUUGGCCUGCUCGCUCUCAUCUUCCUCACGUGUGUGGCAGCCACGCUGUUUGUGGCCGAGGAGGCAGCACAGGGCCCGGCUGAGCCGGCGGAUGGGCUGUUGGUCCCCUCCAUCCCACCGCAUCUCUGCCUGUGCCGCACCCGGCUGGCUCUCCAGAACCUGGCUGCGCUGUUUCCCCAGCUGCACCACAUCUGCUGCCGCGUGCCUCACACCCUGCGCCGACUCUUCGUGGCUGAGCUGUGCAGCUGGAUGGCAUUCAUGACCUUCACGCUGUUCUACACGGACUUCGUGGGCGAGGGACUGUACAAGGGUGUGCCCAGAGCUGAGCCAGGCACCGAGGCCCGAAAACACUACGAUGAAGGGGUCCGGAUGGGCAGCCUGGGGCUAUUCCUGCAGUGUGCCAUCUCCCUGCUCUUCUCGCUGGGCAUGGACCGCCUGGUGCAGCGCUUUGGCACCCGGGCAGUCUAUCUGGCCAGCGUGGUGGCCUUCCCUGUGGCUGCCGGUGCCACGUGCCUGUCCCGCAGCGUGGCUGUGGUCACUGCUUCGGCUGCCCUCACGGGGUUCACCUUCUCUGCCCUGCAGAUCCUGCCCUACACACUCGCCUCGCUCUACCACCGGGAGAAGCAGGUUUUCCUGCCCAAAUACCGAGGAGACGCUGGAGGUGGUGCCAGUGAGGAUGGCCUGAUGACCAGCUUCCCAGCGGGCCCCAAGGCUGGGUCUCCUUUCCCCAGCGGGCUUGCGGGUGCUGGAGGCAGCAGCCUGCUCACGACUCCGCCUGUACUCUGUGGGGCCUCUGCCUGCGAUGUGUCCAUGCGUGUGGUGGUGGGUGAGCCGCCCGAGGCCAGGGUCGCUCCAGGCCGGGGCAUUUGCCUGGACCUUGCCAUCUUGGACAGUGCCUUCCUGCUGUCCCAGGUGGCCCCGUCCCUGUUGAUGGGCUCCAUUGUCCAGCUCAGCCAGUCUGUCACUGCAUAUAUGGUGUCAGCUGCAGGCCUGGGUCUGGUUGCCAUUUACUUUGCUACACAGGUAGUGUUCGACAAGAGUGACUUGGCCAAAUACUCGGUGUAGACUACUUCUGACCCACUGAAGGAGGGCCUUCCUCACUGGGUUCCACCUCCCGUGCCAUUCUCGUUAGCCUGCGGCUGUGGGCCUGGCCCUUCUGUUUCUGCUGCCACCAAAGCGGCGUGCCUCUCUGCUGCCACCUCGCGUUGGUGAGGUGCAUAGGCGCACAGAUGGGGCACAAGGCCUUUCUGUUUCCCCCUGGUCGUCAGGGCUGGCUUGACUGGUGGUCCACAUGGGCUUCAGUCUGGACAUCUACAGGGAGGCCAAAAGGGCAGGGCGUUUUGUUAUCUCCAUGCACUGGAAUGCAGGAUUCUGCAGGCGGAUUACUAGGCUCAGGGUUAGCAGCUAGUGUCCCGGUCAAGGCAUACCAGGACAAGGGAUGUGGGUGGCUGAGUGAAUUUAGCCACCUGGUCUCUCCCAAACCCCCUUAUUUUAUAGGUGUCCCCAGUGUUGCUCUUGCGUGGGAGUUUCCAGUGUGAAACUCUCCUCCACGAGAUUUGCAAAUACGAAAGUUACUUGGGAGGAAGAAUCCUGAGGGUAGAGAGAAGGCUGCCUGGCCCCACGGCACUGCCUUUCUGCUCUUCCCCCACCCCUACAUAUCAGGACACGGCUGGUUGGCCCCGGUGUGGCCAUCACAGGGACACAGGCCUUUAAAUAUUUAACUUAUUUAUUUAAGUAGAGGGGAAUCAAUUCCCAGCCCUGCCACACAGGUGUCUGGGAGGUGACCCCCAAUGACUGCGUCCCGGGAGAUGGCUGGUUACCGGGCUGAGCACCGCCAGAAUCUUCCUCUCCUGGGGUGAUUGGUCUGCCCCCAAGGCCGCCUAGCCCUGGAGCUUGGAAGCUCUGCUCACCCCAGCUGAUGACCCAAAUCCUGUUACCCAAGGCUGGGGUCCUGGGGGAAGGGGGAAGGUGGGGCUCCAGGUCUCAGCAGCCUCCCCUCCCCUCCUGACCCAGCUGGCGCCCCAAGGCCCCUGCUUCCUCUAGGACUGGGCUGGUGAAGGGGUGGCCCAGGCCCGCCUUUCCCCGCUGGCUCCACAGCGCUCUCCAUGGGGCUCUGGCAGAACCAGAAGCAGAGUGUGGCCCCCCGAGCCUCCGUCUGUCUCAGCCCCAGGGCGUGUCCGUGCCUGGGGAGUCCCACACAGAAGCUCAGGAGCAUCCCCUGCCCGGGCUAAGGACGUCUUAUCUCUGGGGGGCUUAAGUGCCAUUUGCAAUAAUGUUAUGUCUUAUUUAUUCAGUGGAGUAAAUAUUUUAUACUUUAUGUGAGCAAUCAGAGUAUAACGUUGAUGGUGAUGAAAUUAAAGUCUUCUUAUAUGUUUAA
Messenger RNA from Manis pentadactyla (Chinese pangolin), 4218 nucleotides. RefSeq names its product solute carrier family 45 member 3 (gene SLC45A3). Lineage: Eukaryota; Metazoa; Chordata; Mammalia; Pholidota; Manidae. Bases 1245 to 2906 code for a protein of 553 amino acids. Gene Ontology annotation, biological process: transmembrane transport. The transcript has 5 exons. Gene Ontology annotation, cellular component: membrane. The record is from RefSeq and is a predicted model, not a curated record. Gene Ontology annotation, molecular function: sucrose:proton symporter activity.